AUGGACCCUAUCUUACGCGGCCCGGACCUGAGAUUUGCUACUGAAAGGAUGGUGCCUUUCAGUUUCCCUCUGUCAAAGCGUGCACUUUGGGACCCAGUCCCUAUGGGUGAUGUCAUUGGCUCGCAUGUUACCUACUACAGAAACCCAAAGUUGUCCCUGUUGGAGAAAACCUUGCGACUUGCCUAUCGCCAUGCCAAGCAGAAUGAAAAGAGGUUGUUGUCCUGUUUCCUGCUUGGGACUCUCGCAGUAGACAAAGAUGGGGAAGGCAUAACGCUAACAAUAGACCGCUUUGAUCCUGGUCGAGAAGUUGCUGGUGGAUCAGGCAAGAUUCCAACUGCAUCUCUUCCUGGAGACUUUUUGAUUCCAUGUACAGUUAAUGCUUGGGGACUUUCUUCAGAUAACAUUGUAGUGCACAGUGCUGAAGAUAUCAGCUUGGCUUUCACGGGUCUGCAGCACAGUCUGUGCAGUAAAGAAUCCCUGGAUCUUUCUAAACUGCUCACUGUUAGAGCUCACAUUGUUUUCACAGAAAACCUGGAUAAUCUGCAUUUUAAUUUUCACUGGGCUUCUAUUACCUUAGCAAACAUCUUGGAAUACACCCCUGUGAAGUCUGUCCCAAUUAUUCCCACAGCCCUAGCAAGAAAUUUGAACAGCCCCAUGAAUAUUGCACAAGUUCAAGGAACGUACAAGUGUGGCUUCCUUACCAUGGACCAGACACGAAAAUUGCUUUUGCUGCUUGAGUCUGAUCCCAAGGCAUAUGCUCUCCCGUUAGUUGGAGUUUGGCUGAGUGGAGUUACUCAUAUCUGUAGUCCUCAAGUGUGGGCCUGUUGCUUGCGAUAUUUAUUCAGCUCUUCAGUUCAGGAAAGAGUUUUUUCAGAAUCUGGGAGUUUUCUUAUUGUGCUUUAUUCAUUAACACACAAGGAACCAGAGUUCUAUGAGUGCAUUCCCUGCAGUGGACAGAGUGAACUAGGGUUUCAGAUCUUAACUUGCAGCGAAACAGUGCACCUCUACAAAAAUGUUGAACCUUCAGACAAGAGCCCUCUCCAGUUUGAGCUGAGUGCAGAGAGCCAAAAUGCAGAAACAGAGUUCUUCAGCAGAGUUUGCAAGAAACUUCCUAUCAGAAGUCCUUCCCUAGGCUGUUCACCCAGCAAGUUGUCAGCAAGCGAUCACGACUCUGGUGUAGAAGAUGAGGAUUUAUCCCCCAGACCAAUUCCAAGUCCUCACCCAGUGAGUCAGCAGGUUACCAGGAUCAUUCCAUCAGUUCCUGAACUGUCACUUGUUUUGGAUGGGAGUUUUGUAGAAUCAGGACAAUCAUCUAAGCCUGUGGGGACUUCCAAUGCUAAAAGUCUACCCUCAGCACUACAUCAGCCUAUUAAAAAGAAAGGGUGCUUGGGAUCUGCAUGCUAUCCCACCCAACACUCUGAAGACAAGCAAAACUUUUCUGCUAAUGUGGGAGAUCCCUCUUUGAGACAAUUGCCAGUUCUGACUUCGAGACCUCCCAGAGGAAAACAAGCUCUGCCACAGCAACAGAUGCACUGUAAGAAAGCUUGCCCUCCAUCAAGAAAAAGUUCUGGAUCAUCUUCUCCUUCCACUCCUUGUAGUGGGCCUUCUCCAGAUACAUCUAUGAAUCACCCCAGAAAGUCAUCAGAAAGACUUGUGUUAAAUCCUGAUGGAGUCAUGCAGCAGGGAGAGCCUCCAAUGAGAAGAACAUCAACAUCCAGUUCCAAGCAGCUUCCUGCUGUGACACAGCCAGUCCUCUACAACUCUGCUUUUUCACCACAGAGCUGCAAAAGACCACCAGAACUGCAGGGGCCAGUUCAAGUGCCUCCUUGCUGUUCAGCCAAUGCAUGCAACUGUCAGUUUCCUGCUUCCAUCCAAUACAAUCUGAUCCAUUCGUGGCAAGGAGUUGGUAAAAUGAGCCCCAAACACGGAACGGAAAUCCAGACAGAGAUGGCUCAGCAGAAUCCAUGCACAUUGCUCCAUCCAAAUGUCAUCUGCCCAAACAUAUGCUGCAAUCCAGGAUGCAACACAAGCAGCCCUUUAAGCAUGGGGUAUCACGGGAAAAUGGGGCACUGUUCCCUGGACAACAGCUUACCGCCUGGAGGAAGGCUGCUUUCAAGUGCCAGCCCACCGUGCUGUGCAGCCCACUCACCGUGCCUGCACCUGCCUGCUCCGAAAGCAGGAUCAGAUAAUGGCAUGAUGGGAUUAUCUCCAGAUGCAUACCGGGUUCUUGCAGAGCAAGACAGACAACUCAAAUUGCUCCAAGCUCAGAUCCAACGCUUGCUGGAAGCCCAGGCUCGUCAGGCUUGCUCCUCUGAACCAGCUGCAGCCAGCCACGCUCUGCAGCCCGAGAAGCAAGCGGACCUUGUUUCUAUGGAAACACAGUCCUCACCAGGCCCUCACACGAGGAAAAGUGUGAGUGUUGCUGUGAGCACAGGUGCUAGCUUAUUUUGGAAUACAGCCUCGGGUAAACAAGAAGACUCCAUACCACAAGGGAAAAAAGAGGAUGAAGAGAUUUCCAAGGAAGACAUAAGCAUUUCAAUUAAUGCUGGGCAAGAUACAAGUAAUACAAGUAUUGCUUCUUCCUUAAAGGUGGUUGACAUGCCCAGCUUUGUAGACAGUAUCCAUCUGGUGGAAGAAGGAACUAAUCAGAACACUCUCCAAAAUGGAAACGUUUCCCAAGCUCUCGUUCGCAGCUCAUCCUUGGAGGAAAGCAUUGGCGUGUCUUUCCAGAAAGAGCCAACAGAGGGAGCCGGCAGCCAUGAGGCGGUAACAAGCGAGCACAGCUCGGAGCCACCCGCCUCGCUGCUGCCUCGGCAUCCAUCAGAGGAUCAGAAGCUUUAUCAGGACUUACUGGGCCAAGUAAACCACCUCUUGAAGUCUUCAGAAGAGCAAGACCACUUGCCUGUAAAAUCAGGAUUUUGUAAUGAUGAUGGUCCUAAUCAUCAGGCUACUGAAGAUGCAACAGAAAUGGCUUCAGAGACUGACAUGGCAGUGGUGGAUAAAGAGAGUGUGAUUAGCGCUACGCUCAAACAGCUGAAAAGUCUGGGAGUGACCAUUGACUCACCUGGCAAGAUGAAGAAAAACACACACAAAGUGGAGAAUGCCAGCGUCUUAGCGUGCAUAAAUCCUGAAGCAGUGAUUCCUGGACUCAAUUGCGUGUCCUUUGCCAAUGUCAGCGUGUGUGGCUUAACUCCCAACGUCGCUGAUCUGAGCAUGGAAGCAAACGCCAUAGCUCUCAAGUAUCUCAGCGAAAAUCAGCUGUCCCGCCUUUCUCUCAGUCGCUCAGGCCAAAAUCCUCCUGCAGAUUUCUCUUUCCAAGACAUCUUGCAUACAAAUAUGGACAAGAGCAUGGUGGGUCUCAGCUUAAUUUCCCCAAGCAAUAUGUCUUUUGCAACCAAGAAGUACAUGAAGCGACACGGGCUGAUACAGGGCGACGACAGUAGCGAAGAUGAAGAGGAACUGCAGGUUCAAGAUGGCAGUUCUGGCACUGUCAAGAGCAAAGGCAUGCUGGACAGAAUCUGCGCUCCUGUGCUGGAUGGCUUCAACCCUUGGGCUGAAUUAUCCAAAAGAACUGAAGGAAGACUUCCCAUUCAUCUAAAAAGUCCCAGCAGAGAGCUGGCUACUAAUGCUUCUCCACCAGAAUUAAACAGCCCUGCGAUGAGAAAUAUGACACAGGAUUUUUUUCCUCCUAGACCAGAUCAAGCAGAUGAAAACGCAGUUCAGAUUUUCAAGGCUUUAAAAUCAAAACCUAAAUUAUUACCUGGGAAGGUUGAAUUCACUGAACAGCCUGGCAGGAAAGACAAUGGAGAUAUUCAGGCCUUCCAUGGAAACCUGCACACUGCAACCCUUGAAACGUUAAACCAGUCAAAUAGCAUGAAUUCUGUUGGCACUGUUCUUGAUGUGAAACAACUCAGGCAGUUGCCCAAGCUGUUCUGAACUUCUCCUGAGGUGGCUACCAACCACUGUUUCAAAUCUGAGAGGGACCUCUCUGUAACACCUCAGGAAACCAAGGAUUAAGCAAGGAUUUGAGGAGGUCUCCCUGUUGCA
Dryobates pubescens (Downy woodpecker) is the source of this 4047-nucleotide messenger RNA. It is a transcript of the gene STIL, whose product is annotated as STIL centriolar assembly protein. The transcript has 16 exons. Gene Ontology annotation, cellular component: centrosome; centriole. The record is from RefSeq and is a predicted model, not a curated record. Bases 1 to 3936 code for a protein of 1311 amino acids. NCBI's taxonomy places the organism in Eukaryota, Metazoa, Chordata, Aves, Piciformes, Picidae. Gene Ontology annotation, biological process: centrosome duplication; mitotic spindle organization; protein localization to centrosome.